This is a messenger RNA of Elephantulus edwardii (Cape elephant shrew), 1807 nucleotides long. RefSeq names its product glycine receptor, alpha 4 (gene GLRA4). Gene Ontology annotation, biological process: chemical synaptic transmission; nervous system process; signal transduction. The transcript has 9 exons. Lineage: Eukaryota; Metazoa; Chordata; Mammalia; Macroscelidea; Macroscelididae. Gene Ontology annotation, cellular component: synapse; neuron projection; plasma membrane. The record is from RefSeq and is a predicted model, not a curated record. Gene Ontology annotation, molecular function: chloride channel activity; transmitter-gated monoatomic ion channel activity; transmembrane signaling receptor activity. The coding region runs from base 431 to 1807 and encodes 458 amino acids.
GUGCCUUUAAAUUGCUGCUUAUGGAGGGUGCAUCUGGGGGGAGGUGGGAGCGAGAGAAACAUCUUCCUACCAGUCUCCCUUCUCUCUCCCUCCAAGAUCCUUCAGGGUUUAGAGAGUGACUGCUGCCCAUAGAGGAUCUCUUUUAGAUCCUCAGCUGGCUGCGGCCCUCCAAAGCCCAAGGCGAGUCCAAGCAGGAGGCGGUAGGGUUAUCUGUGUCAUGAUCAUUUCCAGAGGGAUCCUUCUAGCCCUUGACUGGUAAAGACAGGGAAGCAGAAGAGAAAGCAAGAAACUCUGAGACUGGCCCUCCAGGGGCUUCUUGUAAGCAAUCCAAGUUGGAGAGAGGCUUUCUGUACUUUUUUGGGGUGCGUGCUGAGGUCUCCCUUCUCACCUUAGCAACCAGGCUGAGGAAGGGCUCCAGGGUCUCGGCGGAAUGACAACUCUUGCUUCUGCAACCCUCUCCUUCCUUCUUCUCUGGACCCUGCCAGGGCAAGUCCUCCUCAGGGUGGCGGUGGCAAAAGAGGAAGUCAAAUCUGGGCCCAGGGGGAUCUCCCAGCCCAUGUCCCCCUCUGAUUUCCUCGACAAGCUUAUGGGACGAACAUCUGGAUAUGAUGCCAGGAUUCGGCCCAAUUUUAAAGGCCCACCUGUGAACGUGACCUGCAACAUCUUCAUCAACAGUUUUGGCUCCGUCACUGAGACCACUAUGGACUACCGGGUGAAUGUCUUCUUGCGGCAACAGUGGAAUGACCCACGCCUAGCCUAUCAAGAAUAUCCUGAUGACUCAUUGGACCUGGAUCCCUCCAUGCUGGAUUCCAUUUGGAAGCCAGACUUGUUCUUUGCAAAUGAGAAAGGGGCCAAUUUCCAUGAGGUGACCACAGACAACAAGUUACUGCGCAUCUUUAAGAAUGGGAAUGUUCUCUACAGCAUCAGAUUAACUCUCAUUUUGUCCUGCCCGAUGGAUCUCAAGAACUUCCCCAUGGAUAUCCAGACCUGCACAAUGCAGCUGGAGAGCUUUGGCUAUACCAUGAAUGACCUCGUGUUUGAGUGGCUGGAAGAUGCUCCUGCUGUCCAAGUGGCUGAGGGGCUGACUUUGCCCCAGUUUAUCUUGAGGGAUGAGAAGGAUCUAGGCUAUUGUACCAAGCACUACAACACAGGGAAAUUCACCUGCAUCGAGGUGAAGUUUCACUUGGAACGGCAGAUGGGCUACUAUCUGAUUCAGAUGUACAUCCCCAGCCUACUCAUCGUCAUCCUGUCCUGGGUCUCCUUCUGGAUCAACAUGGAUGCUGCCCCUGCCCGUGUGGGUCUGGGCAUCACCACCGUGCUUACCAUGACAACUCAGAGCUCUGGCUCCCGGGCCUCUUUGCCCAAGGUGUCGUACGUGAAAGCAAUUGACAUCUGGAUGGCCGUGUGCCUGCUCUUCGUGUUUGCUGCACUGUUAGAGUAUGCUGCUGUCAAUUUUGUCUCUCGUCAGCAUAAGGAAUUCAUACGACUUCGAAGAAGGCAGAGACGCCAACGCAUGGAGGAAGAUAUUAUCCGAGAAAGUCGCUUCUAUUUCCGAGGUUAUGGCCUUGGCCAUUGCUUACAGUCACGGGAUGGAGGCCCAAAGCAAAGUUCUGGGAUUUAUAGCCCCCAACCUCCAACUUCUCUUCUAAGGGAGGGAGAGACCAUGAGGAAACUCUACGUGGAUCGAGCCAAAAGGAUUGACACCAUCUCUCGGGCUGUCUUCCCUUUCACUUUCCUUAUUUUCAACAUCUUCUACUGGGUUGUCUAUAAAGUACUACAAUCAGAAGAUAUCCAUCAGACACUAUGA